Molecule: messenger RNA, 2207 nt
Organism: Prosopis cineraria
Lineage: Eukaryota; Viridiplantae; Streptophyta; Magnoliopsida; Fabales; Fabaceae
Exons: 5
Coding region: 638-1909 (423 amino acids)
Source: RefSeq, a predicted model, not a curated record
UCUCUUAGCUCAGUGCAGCUCUUACUUUUCGUCGACUAUAAAUAUAUCCAGAUCCAGAACCGGCGAGCAGAACGGACGGCAACCACGGCUCUGUGAAGACUGAAGACAGAGCAAGGAAGAGACGGCGAGUAGCGAUCGGGAUGAAGAUAAGGAGAAGAGACUAGAAUCUGACACCAGCAUUCCACUCACCACCACUGCACGUCCGUGAAAAAGCACUUCCUAUCAGCUUCUGCGAAAACGCUCUUCCAAACCCACCGCUUAUUUGAGAGCUUUAUGGAGAUAGGGAUUUGAAAAUCCUGUUACGAUUAAAAUAGUGCCUGCUGCGUCGAACUUCCCAUCUCUGACAGAUACCACGGCCCGAGACGGCGUUUCGACGGCUUACCACAGGAUCAGUGACUUCACUAUUUUUCAUUUGUAGAACGGUUCCUUCAGAAAGUGCUUCCGCCAUUUUUUUGGUCUUUGCUUUGCUUGAUGACGUGGCUGAUUUUUGAGUGUCGGAUGUAUCUGACGGUUGUGAUUAAAGUAGUGGGACCUGGUUGCUGCUGAUUCAGAGGAACCGGUUUCGUUCGAGAGUCAGUCAAGCGACUCUUUGGCUACGUUCUCUAAUCUUACGCGUUCUGGUCCUUCUAGCGUUGACAUGGAACCUCGUUCUGCCCCACCACUUGCGUUCGAUGGCAAUGGAGACAGAGAAUAUUUAAUGGGGCUUAGUAUAACAGACUUGAUUUCGAAUUUGCGAACUGCAUUUCGUAUGGCUGAUUAUGAUCAUGUGGAGGAGGUCUUGGUUGAGAAGGAAGCCAAACUGAAGGCCGAGAUUAAGGCACUGACUGAGAAAUUGGAGUUGGAGACGUUGGUGAGGAUGAACGUUGAAGAUGAAUUGAAGAAAUGUAAGGAGCAAUGUGAGGAGAGGAAGAAUGCUGAAGAGAGGUAUGAGAGACUGCUGGAGUCGGUGAAGAAGAAUAAUGAUUUGGACCUUGAAAAUACUGUUGCUGAGCUGAGAAUUAAGAACGCUAAAUUGGAGGCUGAAAAUCGCAGGGCUGAAUCAGUAGUGGAGUCUUGGAAGAGGAAAUUUGAGGAGUUCUGUGAACGGCUUUUGAUAGUAGAGAAAGGUACGAACUCGUUCGUGGAUGGAGAUACUCUUGUGGGAACUAGAGGAAAAGCUGAGGAACUGUCUGGCAUUCGAGGGAACACUGAUCCAGUGGUUUCUGAUAAAGUCACGGGCGAAAAGGAUGGUGUUGAUAUAUGUGACAAUGAACGUGGAAAUACCAAUGCAGUCACUGGGCAAUCCUCAGAGUCGCCAAACAAUGCUGUGCUUGGUGCAUCAGGGGUUUGUAUUGAAGACAUGGACAAACAGGAAAAGAAUAGAGUUGAUAUGCAUAACAAUGAGUCUGGAAAUACUGCUUCAGACACUUCUCCAUCUCAAAGAAAGAAAGAUAAAGAUGAUUGUGGAAAUAACCAUCUCACAGCUGAUGAUAGUGCUGGACAAUCCCCACACACUCCAAAAUCAGCUAAUGCAAGUUCGGGAUCACAAAAAGUAGUUAUCGAGAUCGAAGACAGUGAUGACGACGACAACAACUACUACUGUAUGAUAAGUGGAAGUUUGAAUAGAAAGGAAGCAACUCAUGGCAUUGCAGCAGCGGUUGAUAAUGGGCGUUCGAGUUUAUCAGUACCAUUGAAGCCGAAAAGCAGUGCUAGCCCUGUGGGAGUGAAUGACAUGAUCAGAUCUCUCAAAAGAAAAUGGUUUCCCGAACCAGGAAAUUCAUCUGAUCGAUUGAAUAAAAAUCCAGUGGAUGGUUCCGAUUCUGACGAUGGUAGUUCCAGUUCCACAUCAUCUUCAGAGUCCGGGAUCAAUAAGGUUCAGCUUCCUUCAAAUUUUCUUUGUAGCACAGCUGAUAAACGGAGGAAAACAUAGUCUUUGGAUUAAGCACUUUGCAGUUAUACUUGUAGAAAUAUUUAUACUUGUAGAAAUAUUUCCUUAGGCUAUGUUGAAAAUUAUUGAUAACCAAAACGUAAUUACUACUGACCAAAGUUUCUCACUCACUUUAGCUGCUGAAUCAAGAAUAGUUGGUUCCUGACCAAGCUUUUGUACAUGUUAGGCUAACUGGCUAAAAUUUGUUUAUUUUUAAAAAUUGGGGGCUGAUAUGUAUUGUACAGUAUAUUAUUUUGCUCAGUUCAAUUAUUAGAUGGCUGACAUUGUGGCUUGGCAUUCA